AGGCAGGUUGUAGGAUUAUAAAGUAUUGACUUCAUUUGUACCAAUAGAAUUAAGGCUAAGUGUCAAUCGGGCAACAUUCAGGACAGGUAGAUAAGUACGCUUGCAGGUGUAUAUGCAGUGUCUGUCAGAUAUGGCGGCAUCUAAUUACUGGUGUCACACGGGUAAACCACUUAUUAGAGCUGCUUCUUUUGAAUCUGGGCGCAUGAUCUUUCCUUGUGUGCCAGUUUCGCGCAAGAGCCCUUGCAGAUGCAUAUGCAGACCUUCGGAGUUCAACAAAAAUAAAGGUUAGCUUGUGCGUUGCAUGUAGUUCCAGCUAGUGCCCCCCUUUAGUAAUUCAGGUCGACAAGGC
Molecule: messenger RNA, 349 nt
Organism: Babjeviella inositovora NRRL Y-12698
Lineage: Eukaryota; Fungi; Ascomycota; Pichiomycetes; Serinales
Exons: 1
Coding region: 113-289 (58 amino acids)
Source: RefSeq, a predicted model, not a curated record